Molecule: messenger RNA, 744 nt
Organism: Gamsiella multidivaricata
Lineage: Eukaryota; Fungi; Mortierellomycota; Mortierellomycetes; Mortierellales; Mortierellaceae
Product: aspartic peptidase domain-containing protein
Exons: 3
Coding region: 1-744 (247 amino acids)
Biological process (GO): proteolysis
Molecular function (GO): aspartic-type endopeptidase activity
Source: RefSeq, a predicted model, not a curated record
AUGCUUGCGCGAAAGAUUAUUCUACAACCCAUUGUCUCGAUCUGGAUGGGAAGGCAGCGGGUGGGAGGAGCGACCGAGGGUUCUGGCGGGGCGGUGAUUUUCGGUGGCGUCGAUACCACGAAGUACGUCGGCAAUUUUACUUGGUCGCCCAUCACUGACAAGAAUGCGUGGAAGAUCCGUCUUGAUGCUGUCUCUAUUGCGGGCAAGGAUCUGGGACUUUCUGGAGAAGCAUUGAUCGAUUCUGGAACGUCGUUGAUUGUGGUGCCCUCAAAGGCCGCUUCGAUCUUCCACGAACAUAUACCAGGCGCGAUUGAGGCGCCACAAGUGGGGUGGAUCUUACCAUGCAACACCAGCGCUGGCGAUCUCAACUUUACGAUUUCAGGACAGCAGUUCCGUGUCCCCGCAGAAGAGUUGGUUGUGCUGUUUAGGAUUCCCGGAUACGCAGAGUACUGCAAGAGCGCUAUCGAUGUCGCCGGAUCUGCAACAGAAACCGAUUGGGUUCUCGGGGCAUCGUUCUUGAAGAACGUGUACAGUGUCUUUGACUAUCGCAGCCUGGCGGUCGGAUUCGCUCAGCCCUCGAAUGUGUACAACACCCUGACGAACAUCACACUGCUGCCUAACCUGUCCAACCCUCCACAAGGACAAGGCAACGGAGGAGGCGGGAACAGAACCCAGGGGACCGGCAAUGGGUCGACUGGCGUGAACGGAUCGGUCCAGAGGAUGGUUUCAGGGGUAGAUAUUUAG